AUGCUCGUUUUCAUUUUGUUCGCCACCCUGCUCGGCGGUGCUCUUGGCUGUGUGCCAGGCCAAGGCCGAUCCCCGCCAAUCACUAUAACCGUAACGUCUAAGAUACCAAAAGCCUGGGUCAAUACGGCGGUUAAUGCUUAUCUAAUACCUACUGCUCUCAAGGCCAGCCUAGGGAAAGCGUUCGCACAAGCCGAAUCGGAAAACCCGCAACUAAAGGGCUACUCGAUUGACAAUGUUCACGAGAUCACAAUGGUGCCACCGGCGAACUUCUUCUGCGUCAUAAACAGCACAACAACUGCGACAAACGGAACUAACCCUACGUCUCCGACUCAAGAAGGCGUCUGCACCUUGGACCAGCAGUCCCAGCUCUUUGUCAUCCAAAAUAUACUACCCAACAAUGUCACCGUCACACAAUGGGCGUUCAGCUUUGUUUUGGGCAAGGUGGCCGUCCCGACAACCCAGGGUCAGCUCACAAAGUUUGCCGAUGCGCUGCAGGACGGCUUGGAGGAGGCCGAAAACCUCGACAGCGUCAAAGUGGAUGCGGGAACGCUGGCCGCCUGGCAGGCUGAGAAUCAA
Molecule: messenger RNA, 576 nt
Organism: Mesorhabditis spiculigera
Lineage: Eukaryota; Metazoa; Nematoda; Chromadorea; Rhabditida; Rhabditidae
Source: the annotation of a GenBank genome assembly